Messenger RNA from Perkinsus marinus ATCC 50983, 225 nucleotides. RefSeq lists its product as hypothetical. The transcript has a single exon. The coding region runs from base 1 to 225 and encodes 74 amino acids. Lineage: Eukaryota; Perkinsozoa; Perkinsida; Perkinsidae. The record is from RefSeq and is a predicted model, not a curated record. Gene Ontology annotation, molecular function: phosphopentomutase activity. Gene Ontology annotation, biological process: carbohydrate metabolic process; purine ribonucleoside salvage.
AUGUCAAGCGCAGUUGAGAAUUGGCUUUCUCUCGAUUUCGAUAAGAACACCCGUAAGGAAGCCCAAGAGCUUACUCCUGAGGAGAUCGAAGAUCGCCUCAAUCCUAAUCAUCGUAUGGAAUUUGGUACCGCUGGUCUUCGUGGCGAGAUGGGAGCUGGCUUCAACCGUAUCAAUUGUUUGACUGUGAUGCAAGCUGCUCAAGGACUAUGUAUGCAAUUGAUCUAG